Paramecium pentaurelia is the source of this 2175-nucleotide messenger RNA. The record is from the annotation of a GenBank genome assembly. Lineage: Eukaryota; Ciliophora; Oligohymenophorea; Peniculida; Parameciidae.
AUGUAAAAAGUAAGAAAUCAUUAAGAUAGUAAUAAGUGCUAAGAACAUUUAGAAGAAGUGAUAUUUAUUAGAAAAACAUUAGCUAGUAAUAAGAGUAGAAAAUUAUGUCGAAAAUGCAUAAUCAAUUAAAACAAAAAUCUUGUACUUAUAGAAGAAGUUGAGAAAGGUUUAUAGAAAUUUAGUGAAUAAAUAGAAGAAAAAAGUGUAAAAAAUGGAGAUAUUUUAAAGAAUUUAAGAGUUAAUAUUAUCCAACUAGAAAAAACAUUUAUUACAAAAUUAAAUAUACUUAUUUAGUGCAUUGAUGAUUAUAUUAAAAAAAAUGAAACUACAAAAUUAGAAACACUUUAAAAAAUAAACUUUAGUAAUUUAGAUAAUUUCGAAGAAUAUAAUUAUUCAAAUUUGUUUGAUGAAAUUUAAAGAAAUCUUAUGAAUUAAUUAAAAGGGCUUUCAAAUUGUGAUUUUUUAUAAUAAAAUGAAAAACUAUUAGAAUAAAUGGAUUCCAAGGAUUACAGUUAUUAAUAAUUUUUAGAUUAAGAAAGUAUAAAAGAUAUUAAUGAAAAUAAUUUAACAAAAAUAAGAAAUGAUUGGGUUUGUGAAAAACAUCAAGCACAAUUAAUGAUCGUAGAUUUGAAUGAAUAAGAAGUUGUUCCUAAUAGAAUUGCAUGUUUAAAUUGUACUUCUGAUUAUUAAACAAAAUUCACUCAACUUAAUUAGUUUCAAUAAUUUUGGUUCAAGCUUAAAGAGGCAUUAUCAAAUAAAGUGUCUUCAUGUGAUGAAUAUGUAUUAACCCAAUUGAAUAAGGCUAUAUGUUAAAUAAAUAGAUUUUACGAAAAAUUUAUGAUUUGGAUGAAUGAAUCACUUAAAUCUUUAAAGGAUGUUGAAAUAUAUUCUGAAAAUGAUUAGGUUUUUUAUUAACUAAUUAAAAAAGGAUGGUUAGAUUUAACAAAAGGGGAUAUAAUUUUUGUAGCCAAUACAUUAAGUUAAUCAAAUAAUGAAGACCUAUUAAGUAGAGAUAUAUAAAAUAAAUUUUAAAACAAACUAUAAAAAUUAACUAAAGUCUUAAAAGAUUCUAUUAAAAAUAUCUAGUAGAUUUAAGAAUAGUUUACAAAUGAAACUAGUUAUAUUCUAAAGGUAGAGGCUUAAAAUAAUAAAUAAUAUUAGAGAAAUAUUGAAUAAUCAGAAUAAUUAUUUGAGAGAGACCUCUAGAAUAUUUCAUAGAAACAAGAACUAAAGCCAAUAUAAUAUGAGUUUAUUAAGGAUUAUUCAAUAAAUGAAUUAAAUGUAAAGUCUAUGAUAUUUAGUUUUGAUUCCUCGUUAUUUAUUGUAGGGUAUUCAGAUGGAAAAAUUAAGAUAUUUGAAUUUAAAUCUGAAAAAUUAUUUUAAAGAUAAGAAUUAGAUGAACACUAAGAUGAGGUCGAUUGUUUAGAAUCAAUGAAAAGAUCCAAUCGAUUUGUGUCUGGAAGUAAGGACAGAACUAUUAUUAUAUGGAAAAUUCUUGAAAUGGAAUAAAAAUAUGAUAUUGAAAUGAAAAUUAAUGAAAAUCUUGGUACAAUUCAUUGUUUAACCAUCGGUAUAGAUGAAAAUAUCAUAAUCUCAGGUUGUGGUAAGACUAUAAAAGUAUGGAAUAAGGAUAAGGAUUGGAGGUUAUAGUAAACAAUAUCAGAAAAUAUAGGUUAAGUUCCAAGUAUAAGUUUGAAUAAUUCAUAAGAUUUAUUGAUUGCCUCAAUUUAAAUUUGCAAAUCAAUUUAAAUAUAUCAAUAAAACUAGAAUAAAUUAUGGUAAGUCUAUUAAACAAUUAAGCAAGAGGAGUGGGCAUAUAAUUUAUUAUUUAUAACUAACUCCUUAUUUACAUUUCAAGUAUUUUAGUAAUACAUGAAAAUAUUCAUAUUUGAGUAACCAAAUGGAGAAUUUAAAUAAGUAAAUGAAAUAGGAACAAGAUCUUUAAAGUAGUAUCGUGUCUUUCCCCCAUAAAUUAUCAAAUCUUAAAGUUUAGCUAUAUAUAAAGUUGGAAAUUAUAUUUAUAUAAUCAGACAUAAUGGAUCAAUAUUUAGUACUGAAACUAAAAUACAAUUAAAAGAUAGUGAGAUAUAUAGUACAUUUAGUAAUGAUGGUGAAUACUUAAUAAUUUGGGAUUAAGAAACAAAAACUUUGUAAAUACGGAAAUUAGUAUAAUGA